This is a messenger RNA of Podarcis lilfordi (Lilford's wall lizard), 9431 nucleotides long. The record is from the annotation of a GenBank genome assembly. NCBI's taxonomy places the organism in Eukaryota, Metazoa, Chordata, Lepidosauria, Squamata, Lacertidae.
CUCAAUGUGUCACAAGUCUGGGGCCCUUUGGCCUCUCAAAGGAAGUUCCUUAGGUGUCUUUUACACACUGAGUGCUUUGUGAUAGGUUAAGGCCUGCUGGCUGUCAACUUGGUCCCUUAAGGGAACUUGACAGAUCUUUAAAAAAAAAAAAUCAAUUUUAAGCUCACAUGCCCCAGUGGGUGCCAAAGCCACUUCAGAGAGCCUGAAAGAUGGCUGAGUCGACAGGAUUUGACUUCCAGAGGUAGAAAGGUGACAAACUCUAUCAUGAGAAAGGGGCAGCUGAGGGCCUCAGAGGCCUAACCUGCUCCCAGGAUCUGGGGCCUGGUGUUGUAUUGAACCUAUUUAUCUCUUUCAUGGGCCCAAGGUACCACGGGGAAAGAAAAGUUGUUCAAAAAAAAAAAAAUGCUGGCAGAAUUCAGGGGUGUAAAUGAUGAAUUACUUUUCAUCAGCUGAAAGGAAACAUACUCUGGAACAAUACUGAAAGGGAGCAGGAGCAUCUGACCUCCUGCUUCAGAGCAGCCAAUAUCUUCAUUCAAGAAGACAACCAUGAAAUUACACAGAAAAUGGGAUUGUCAUGAACAGCCCCUUGAAAUCUCAGUAUACAGUCAUUACGGCAUGGGAAAAAGCCUUCAUCCACACAUCAUAACUUGUAACAGACGGGGUGGCAGGAGGGGGGGUGAGGGCUGAGAAAUAGCAACAAAAACAGGACUUGGAGUUACCAGUGAGAAUGUGGAAUGUAUUUGUUGAUCUAGCUUUACCUUGUUAGUCCCCUGGAUCAUUAUAUAUAGACAUAACUAUGGACUAACUUUACAGUGAUUUGUGGCUAUUUUUAUAGGCUGCAUAUUGGACCUGCUUUGCAAAUUAAGGAGUGCGGAAAUAAAUGAAGAAAAACUGAAUAUUGCAUUUAGAGUAAUGAAUCCUCGUUUUAUGACUCAGAACAAAAGUGUUUGGGUUUUUUUUUUUUUUAAUGCCAAUCCCUUUUGGAUUUUAAAACAGUAAGUUGUUAGUACAAGGUGUAAAUUGCAGAGUUCUCUGCAAAACAUUCAUCCAAUUAGAGGCAAUUUCAAGUUCUAUGUUCUGAUUUUAUUUUUGUUGAAAUAUUCAAGCAUUGCAUUUCCAAACACUCUUACUCCAGUGAGCUUUACUUAGGAAUCAGCAUGCUAAGGAUUGCAUUAUAAGACAGGAACCAAACUCAGUUGUGUGAUAUUGUCUGAGAAUGACACAGCCUGUGGUCAGAUUUGCAUGUUCACCUUAGAGGCAUGUUUUGUCUCUGCAUGAUCGACCAAAUGAAUAAUCCACUCUACUGCAAAGUGCCAAGGGUGUCAGUUUGCUCUGGUGAUACUUCAUGGGGGGGGGGAGAGUAUUUCCAUUUUACGUAACUUAUUCUCCUGUUCAUUCUUGCUCAUCUCUGCUUUUUGUUACUUUUCUUCCAUAUUCAGUUUUUCCCUAGAACCUGUAGCUGGUGACAAUCACUGUAAUUUCAUUUCUCCUAAUUGUAAAACACCUGUACAGAAAACAGAUUAUUGCUAGUGUUUUGCAGAGAUUAACUCAAGCAGUAUAUUUUUUUUCAGACUAUACCACCAAACUACAAACAUACUGUAAUUUCAAGAAAAGGCCUUACCAGUCGUUCCCUUGGGUUUAGCGGCAAAGUCUUUUCCAGACUGCAUUUUUGAGCAAAAUACACCCUCUGUUGGAAAAUAAGAGGCUGAGAGCAUACGUCUAAUCAAGCAAUUUGGAGGAGGAAUCCUGAAUGCUACAAUACACUGAUUUCAAACUACUACUAUUCUUCUUAGCAGGAUCUGGGCCUCUAUGGUCCAGCUCACAUCGGAUAAAAGGUGAUGAUAAGAAAUAAAGCAAGAUUAUUAUUUAUAUCAUAUAUAAUUAUAUAUUCUGACUGGUAAAAAAUACUGUGAUUUAACCUAAAAAAAGGAUUUAACAUAAACAAACAUGCUAAAUGCUACACUUACCUUUUAAAAUUGACUUCACCCUCAUCUAUCAAAUGCAUUGCAUUAAAGCCUGCUUUUUCUGUGUGAAAGAAAAGUAAAAAAACAAAGUAGAAAGUACAAGACUUUGGUGAACAACCUUUAUGAAUAUGAUAGUACAGUAGUUGGGGUCAUGCAUUGUUUUGCAAUGUCUGUUAUUCCUCAGUAUUUUGCUCAAUACUUAACCAGCCUCGGUUUUUGAAAAUUCUGAGCACUUAAUUUAUAAUCCAGCACACCUAAUCCUGUAUUGGAUUGUUGUCCAAAUAGGAAAACUUGCUUUGGGUCAUUUGAUGCACUCAGAAAGCCAAAGAGAAAGCCAUUAAUUUCAUAAACACCUUCACAUUCCUUUUAUCAUAAAAUAAUGUGUAGUGAAAAAGGCAAGUGGACUGCAUGGCCAGGGGUAGAUUAUACCCCUAGGGGAUUAUACCCCUUGGUAAAAUUGAAAACCUAUAUGUUGUAAUUGUUAUUGCAACUAAUUAACAUGCAGGAAAUGGGUAGCAUAUAAAAUACAUAAAUUACCGGUUCUCAAUUUCCUCUCACCUUUUCCCAGCAUUUUCGCUGUUAUAUACCAGUAUGACUGGAAGAGUCAUCUUAAAUCCAUCCUCCUGCUGCUGCUGCCAUUGCUACCACAUCAGCAGCAGAAAGUCAGGGGCAGGCAGUUGGUCCCUUAUGUCAUCUGGGAUCUAGUAGAUCCUUGGCCAGCUUAGCCUCACUUGUUCCCCAUCUUCAGAAUGCCCUGAUUCUGUUCUGCCUAUUGAGUGGGCAGAAGUCAUGGUGGUGGUAUUUCCAUUAGCAGAGUGCAAUGGGCAGAAGUGGGAAGUCUGGGUGGUUACAAAUCAGUGGGUGGGCCACUGGGUGAUUGCAAACCUGAUCCAAGUGCUCUUGGAAGAAAGAUUUUCUAGAACUAUUUUAAUCAGGGUUUAGGUCUGGGUUUGGCACAGAAACUGCUUUGGUUGUCCUGUAUGAUGACCUAUGUUGGGAGAGAGACAGGGGAAAUGUAUCCUUGUUAAUUUUCCUCAGCCUCUCAGUGGCUUUUGAGACCAUCAAUGAUAGUAUCCUUCUGGAGUGCCUGUUCCAAGUUAGGCGUGGGUGGCACUUCUGUUUGGUGGUUCUUGUCCUACAUGGGCGGUUGUUUGCAGAGGGUGAUGCUUGCUCUUCAGCUCCAUGGAAGCUUCAGGGUUGGUUCAAUUUUUCCACCAUCUCUCCAAUGCUGUUUAACAUCUACAUGGAACCACUGAGUGAUGUUAUCCAGAAGUUUGGAAUAUUUCUCAGCAAUAUGCUGAUGACACACAGCUCUACUUCUCCUUUACAUCUGCAGGUGUGGCAGCGGAUGUGCUGAAUUGAUAUCUUACUUUGGUGAGAUGAGAGCCAACAAACUAGUUCCCUAAACCAGAUAGAUGAGAGGUGGUCUGCUCUUGAUGGGGUUACACUCUCUCUGAGGGAGUGGGUUCACAGCUAGGGGGCAUUUAAGGUCCUAUACAAAGCCCUAGUCCCCUGGACGUCAAUAGGUUAAUCUCUCAGUUAUUCUGCUGGCAGUGGCAGAGCUUCAUGCUCCAGCACUGGGGGACGGAAUGCAGGCAGGGGCGGGGCUGGUGCCCAGUCUGGGGAUGGGGCGUGCUGUCCACAGGCAUGUGGCAUGGGGGCAUGGCGGGCCACCUGCAGGGACAUGGCAUGCGUUCUGGGGGCAUGGUGUGCCACCUGCAGGGGCGUGGCACCCAGUGCUGGCAGGGGGGAAGCUGCAAUGGCACCCCACCAGGAUCGCAUUGCCAGGGGCAGUGCACUCCCCCCCCCCCACUCCUCUUCCUCCACCAGUGUCUGCUGGGGAUAUUUCUUUUUAUUUAAUCAAAAAUAAAGAAAUAAAGUGGAAACAAUACAAUUUAUUGAACAAUGUGCACAAAACAAAAACAAAAAAGGAUACCAAUUUUGACAUUCACAAGCCCUGGGAAGAAUUAUUUAUUUUGGAUGGUAGUAACAUGUCCUCUUUUUCAAAAUGUUUUCUUAGUUAUAGAUUUCAGAAUGCCAUCCUCAGUGUUAUGAUAUUCUUACCUGAAGCCCUCAAAUUACCAAGAAUUCAAAAUAGUAGUAUCUUUCGCAGGAGGCAUUUGAAUAUUGUCAGCAUCAUUUAGAUAUUAUAAAUGUUUGCCCUGUAGUUGAAAAUGUACCGUAUUUUUCGCUCUAUAACAAGCACCCGACCAUAACACGCACGUAGUUUUUAGAGGAGGAAAAUCCGUAGGCAUGCCACCCGUAGGCAUUCCCUCCAUAACACGCACAGACAUUUCCCCUUACUUUUUAGGAGGAAAAAAGUGAGUGUUAUGGUGCAAAAAAUACGGUAUUUACUUUUUUGGUCCUCUUGUAUACCUCAAUUUUUGAAUUAAUUUUUCCGCAAUAGCUAUAGACAAGAUUUGACUAUGCAAUAUAUAAUCAGUCCUUUAUCCAAACUGACACCAUUUGGGCCAUCCCAUCUCCCCAGUAAUGCAAACAAUUCUUACUUUGCUGUUAAAUUAAUUUUUAGUAGCAAUAUGUCCCCAAAAGCUGCCGCUGAAUGAUACUCCCACCAUAAGUACCUGUAUGAUUUUUAAAGUGCCAAGUGCCAGCAUUUGUGGUAGAGAUUGGUGUUUAUAUAGGAUAAGUGGUGCAUACUGCCACCUAAAUGUGAUUUAAGAAUAGAUUCUUGAACCAUUGCUGAAAUUGAUUUCACAGGCCUCAUGUUCCAUAUUCCUUCCCAUUUUCUGGGACCCAAGUUGUAACCCAAAUCCUUUUCCUGUGAUUUUUGUAAUCCUGUUAGAUCACCUGUGUCUAAUUUUGUUAAUAUUUUAGAAAUUUGGGUGAUCUGUCCUUUGGCAUUAAAUUAUGUGCAGGAUCAGGUGUUCAAACAGUGUUAAUUCUCUUUUCACUUGCUGUUUAAUAAUAUAUUUUACUAUAAAGGAACUAAUUUGCCUAAAUUCAAACCCACAGUGCUCUUGUUCUUUUAAAAAUUCUCUGAUUUCUUCUUCUGUUUUAGGCUGGCCAUUAUUGUAGAAAUCCCUAAUCCUAUAUAAUCCCUUUACUGACCAUUGGGGAAAAAAAUCCUGGUUUCUAUUCUUAGUAAAGAAAAGUGGAUGAUUAAAAAAAAGGAGCAAGUAGAAACUGGAUCAGUAACUUCCAUCUAGAUUUGAAAAUUGUAAUUGUAGUUUUUAAGAAGGGACUUUGUGCCCAUUCUAGGUCCUUAAGAUUUUUAUUAAGGAAAAAAGCUGUCACUACUGGGAUUCCAUCUUAACUAUCAUUUUAACAUUUUCUUUCUUUACUAAUGGCUGGAUUUGCCUUAAUUGAUUUGCCUUGUAAUAUAAAUGAAGGUUGGAGAUGCUCCGACAUUCCACCUUCACCUUCUGACUUAUAUAAAUAAGUUCUUUUGAUUAAUGAUCUCUUCCCCCCUGCCCAAAUAUGUAGCCUUCUAUUAACUUUAGAGAAGUUAAUAUUUCCCCCCCCCCUUUACAUUUUGCAUCAAAUACACCUGCAUAAGACACAGUAAGGUAUAUUAACCUUAGAAUCUACCCAGAUCAGACAGUUAAAAUAGGAGCACAGUUUAUUUGUUUUCUUGUAUUUACACCCCACCUUUUCCUCCAAGGAGCUCAAGGUAGUUUUCAUGAUUCUUCCCUCCCAGUUUUAUACUCAUAACAACCCUGUGAGGUAGGUUAGCCUGAGAGACAGUGAUUGACCCAAGGUCACCCAGUGAGCUACAUGGGUGAGUAGAAAUUCGAAUCCUGGUCUCCCAGGUCCUAGUCUAACACUCCAGCCAUUACAUCAGAACAAGUAGUCCUUUUAUAAAGAGUUCCUAAAGUUCUAUUUUCCCAAAUUAACAGAACUGACUAUCCUAAAUUUCAUAAUGUAUUUAUUCAUUUAAAUUUCUAUACCACCCUUCAUCCGAGGCUCACAGGAUGGUUUGCAGCUACCCCAACUUUCUUACAUAUAUUUUUAUUAUCCCUCUUAAUUAAUUCCCCUUUCUCUCUUGUCUCCCACAGCCACUCUACUUUCCAGCUGUCGUUUCCUAAUUCACACUUUCUUAUCUGCUCCUCCCAUUGGUCACAGUCACACUAUACAUUUAAAGAGCUAUGACACCACAUUAAACAGUCAUGGAAUUCUGGGAGCUGUAGUUUGUAAAGGAUGCUGAGAGUUGUUAGGUGACCCCCUAUUCCCUUCAAAGAGCUACAAUUUUCAGUGUGGUUUAACAACCAGUCCUUCUUCCUGGGCAACUCUGUGCUCUACAUGUGCUUCUUCCUUUGCUGCAGUUCUGCAUAUUUAACCCAAAUAUGAGGCAACUACUGUAGCACUCCUAUAGCACUGUUGUUUUCUGGGUUAUUGCACCUGUCUUGAGUGGUCCUGUGUACAAAAGGCCAAUCAGGGAUGGGGGAAUAACUUUUUUCAGUUUGCAUUUCACAUUUACAGGAUCAAUAAGCAAACAGAAACACAGCUGUCCUUCAAAUUGUGCGCUUCUCUGAUUUUUGUGAUGCAGUUCUCACCUCAAAAAGUGUGUACAGGAAACAUAUAGAAAGAUUGUGUACCUAGAAAUGCACAUAUUAAGAUAAAAUAGUGUUAAAAUGUAUUAUUUCAGGGGGAAAUGCUUGGAGAAAUAUGUAUAUUAGGAUAAGUGCACAAAAUGCUUUUGGUUUUUUUCUUGCUGACCUUUUUUAAGGAUUACAAACUGAUCAAAAGAUAGGGCAAACUGGAUAUUGGAAAUUUUGUUAAAUAAAAUGAGAUAACUUGAUACUUACAGAUUUGUCAGUCUUGUCAGCAAUGAAGGCUGGUCCACUACUGUGGCAUAGCUCCCCCAAAGAGAAUGUCAAGCAAAGCCCCCACAUUUUCAAAUCUCCCAAAUUUCCAAUGCCACAUAUUCUUUUCCAUUCCACUCACCUUUUACACUUCCAUUUGUACUCAAAGAAACUCUGCAAACAUUCCUGUCCAUCCACUGUUAUCUGGCCAAUCAGGUCUCUGCAGCACUCAGCCAAUCCUAAUCCAAAAGUUUAGCUACGACAAAGAGGUCCUUCCCAUGUGUUUCUGGGCAGAAAAGCCAUGUUACCUACUGGACCAACAAAGGACACUCAAUGUCUCAUGCCUGGUCAGUCACUGCCAGUUCAGACCUCAUGCGUGAUAUUAAGGUUUUGUUUUGUUUGACCCAAUAUGCAUCACUUUACACCUGUCUACACUGAAUUGCAUUUGCCACUUUACCAUUCACUUAGUUUGGAGAGGUUCCUUUGAAGCACUUCACAAUCUCUUUUUGUUUUGAUAACCAGGAUCAAGUCAAUAUCAUCAGCAAACAUGGCUACUUCACUGCUCACUCCUCACUCUAGACCAGGAAUACAUGAGUUUCCAGCUGUUUUGGAGUAUAGUUCCCAUAAUCCCUGACCACUGGGACCACUGCUAGCUAGGGAUGUUGGGUCUAACAACAGCUGGAGACCUAAGUUUGUGAAGUCCUGCUCUAGACCAUUUAUGAAUAAGUUAAAAACCAUGGUCCCAAUACUGAUCCUUGGGGAACUCCAUAUUAUAUUUCCCUCCAUCUGAAGAACGGUCUACUUCUUCCUACUCUUUGCUUCCUAUGACUUAACCAAUUUCUUGACACACAAGAGGAUCUCUCCUCUUAUUCCUUAACUGUUAAACUUACUCAGUAAUGCUAACCUGCAUUACUUUCUCAAAACCUUCUUCAUCCUUCCUUUAUUGUGGAACAUAUUAUAUAAAGGCUUUUGCUGCAGUCAGAAGCGGAAGCAAUUUUAACUCAUCUUCCCUCCAGGUUUGACUAUUCCUGAAUCUUUUCCAGGCUUGUGUCCUAUUGCCAAUGCCUAAGUGCUGGUGGGUGUUUUACUUGCACUGAGAUUCCCAUUUUGACUUCAUUUCUCCCAGGUGCUGCAGAAAUUUGUGCUUCCCAUUUCUGGUACUGUGUGUCGACUUCUUUAGGAGGAGGCUGGUAAAGAACAAAUAAUUUUUCGUAACUGAAGAACAAUUGUGGAAAACAUGAGAACUUAAGUCCUGGAUGUGGAUGUGUCUUGUACUGACCCAGCUCCCCUUUAUGUCCAAAACCUUUCCAACUGAGUUCAGAAUUGCUUCCAGGAGAUCCACACAGGGAAACAAUCUUGUGGUGAGCUAACUGUAUGGCACAUUUUCCAUGUGGGAAACAGGGGUGAGGAAAGGGUGAAAGAAACUGGAAGGUGGGGGUGGGGAAUUAGAGUAGAGAGUGGUGAAAAGGCUAAAACUCUCCAUCGCUUUUACCACUUCCCAUUGUUUUACUUUAGUGGUCUUUAGCUAAAUAAAAUUUAGAUUCUCAAUAGGACUAUAUUCAUCUGUUUCAAUUUUCACACCAAAAACAGUGCUUUCCUGAAGGUGGCAAAAUAGGUUCCCCGAACAGUAAAUGGACUGAUGCCAUUUCUCUCUCUCUCUCUCUCUCUAUCUCUCUUUCUCUCUCAACUUGACUGGGUCCCUAGGAAGGUUUUCUCUUCCCCUACUACUUCCAAGAGUAAUUCCAACCAAUCAGAGAUCACAAAGUGAAUGAGGUGACAUCAUAGUGCUGGGUAGAGGUUGUUAUGUGUCAUUGUUCUUGAGGGCAACAAAGCCAAUGAGAUGUUUCCUGCAUGGGUGAUUCUAACCAAUUGGAUCACUGAUUUCCCUCACUUGUCUCUUCAUGGAAAUACAAUAUCUGGGGAAAAAAUAACCCUUUUUCAUCUCACACCUAGUCAAAUCAUUUUCACUGAAUUCAAGAAGCCAUGAACCAUGGUAGCCAAUUGGACACUGCAACAUCAUCCCACAUUCCCCACAAGAGUAUACAUCUGCUGCCUCACUUGUCAGUCUCUUCUGAUCUACUAGCAAGAUAGGAACAAGAUUCCAAUAUGGGCUAGAUAUAUCAUCUGCAGUCUCCUUUCACUGUCAUAAAUGCUUAUUCAUAUACUGUCCUACUUCUAGACAUGCUUCCAUUUACCUUUUUCUGGUUUGCUUCUUAGAUGGAUAGCAUCCACUUCCAACAUGUUGAAUCCCCUCUACCUUGCUAUCCCAUGUCUCCUGAUAUGUCCUUUCUGCUUGGAAGAACAAUACUUCUGGAUGAUAUAGCAGUCAUGUCCUGCCCUCACGUUUACAGCUAGGCAUGGUCUACCUGCGCCUAAGUUUUUGCCAACAUAUCACAUUUUAAUGCAAGAAAAUGCAAACACUCAACUCUAAGUUUAAUAACAGGAGCCUGUGCCCCUCCCACUCUAUAUUAUUGAAGUGUAGGUUGACAUUUAUUUAAUAUAUAUGUUAAUGAAAAACAGAAAGUUGGAUUUGGACAGUAUGAAUCCAGGGCUGAGGCUACCCCUUUUAAACCAUCACUUGUUUUACAUUAUGGCUAUGGGCAGGCAUCCAGCAGAAAGUGAAUAAAAUAUUUCGAGGAUGCUCCAACAGAAGCUGAAGCUCCUAAAAGACUGGCCCCUUUUCAGCUAAUCAAAUCAUUUAUAG